AGAGCAUUUCCGGUGACGUAACGAAACCGGAAGUUCGUGUAGCAUGACUGCUUGUUGUUGACAUUUAGCUUCCAUAGAAACACACAGUAACGCUGCUAUCCGGUACAUGUUCGUGUUUUAAAACAACGUGCGCCAAUUACCGUAUUAUACCGUCAUCUUAAUUCGGUCUUUAAUCCAUCGCUCUGUUGUCUGGUUGUCAGUUUAGUGUCCGUUGAAGCUGCAACAGAGCUAGCACAAGAGGCUAAUGGAGGAAGUCAGCUUGGAUGUAAUGGAAAGAUUUAAGUUAAACCAAUAGAGUUUAACCAUUUACUUUGCAUUUCAGCUUUUAUUGUAACGUGGUUCUUGGUGGUAUUGGUUGGGGACAACACUCAAAACAAGAUGGAAUGGAGCUGGAUGUGUUCGUGGGUAACACCACUAUCAUGGAUGAGGAGGUCUACCAGCUCUGGUUGGAUGGAUACACAGUAAACGACGCAGUGAAGGUACGAAUGGACGGAGGAGUGAUGGAGGAGUGUGAGGCGAGUGCAGAUGUUCUGCUGAGUGACACCAUGGACCAGUACAGGACUUUCCAGAUGUGUGAGCGUCUGCUGCACAGUCCAUCCAAACGCAACCAGCUACUGUUCCAGAUCCCACCUCAUCGACAAGCCAUGCUCAUAGAGAGAUACUACGCCUUCGAUGACGCAUUUGUUCGUGAGGUCCUGGGAAAGAAACUCUCCAAAGGAACCAAGAAAGAUUUGGAUGAUAUCGGCGCCAAGACUGGUGUCACACUGAAGAGCUGCAGACGACAGUUUGACAACUUCAAACGUGUUUUCAAAGUUGUGGAAGAGUUGAAGGGACCCCUGGUGGAGAACAUACGUCAACACUUUCUUCUUUCUGACAAGCUUGCGAGGGAUUAUGCUGCCAUUGUGUUCUUCGCUAACAAUCGCUUUGAGACGGGGAAAAGAAAGCUGCAAUAUCUCACAUUCCAGGAUUGCUUUCUGUGCUGGCAGCUUAUCAACAACUGGACCGUUGGGGCUGUUGAUAACAUGGUGGAAGACAUGGACGUGGAUCUUGAUAAAGAGUUUUUACAAGACCUGAAAGAACUGAAGGUUUUAAUCACUGAUAAAGAUCUGCUGGAUCAACACAAAAGUCUGGUCUGUACAGCUCUCAGAGGAAAGACAAAAGCUUUUAAUGAGAUGGAGGCUAAUUUCAAGAAUCUUUCCAGAGGCCUCGUCAACAUCGCCGCAAAGUUAACCAACACGAAAGAUGUCAGAGAUUUCUUCAUUGAUCUUGUUGAGAAGUUUAUUGAGCCGUGUCGUUCAGACCGAUGGACAGCUGCGGACAUGAGGCUCUACCUCACUCACUACAACAACUCUGCACACAUACUCGACACAUUCAAACAUCAGGCUGUGUGGGACAGAUACAUGGGCGUCAUCAAAAGCUGUAUCUUCAAAAUGUAUCACGACUGAAGCGGUUUCUUCGCUGCUCGGCCCUCGUUUCUCGUUUGUUAUCCCCCCCCCCGCUGAAGCCGUUAUCUUAGCCCUUUGGUUCGUUUCGUCAGCGGUGAUGAAUUCUGCUUCUCAGCCUCCCUGUUUGCACCCAUAGAGUCCCUGCAGUGUCUGUAAAUUUGGUUUGUAAAUAAAAUGAACAUAUUUACAUCACAAUUUCA
This is a messenger RNA of Sebastes umbrosus (honeycomb rockfish), 1645 nucleotides long. It is a transcript of the gene fibpa, whose product is annotated as fibroblast growth factor (acidic) intracellular binding protein a. Gene Ontology annotation, molecular function: fibroblast growth factor binding. The record is from RefSeq and is a predicted model, not a curated record. Gene Ontology annotation, cellular component: nucleus. Lineage: Eukaryota; Metazoa; Chordata; Actinopteri; Perciformes; Sebastidae. Gene Ontology annotation, biological process: platelet aggregation.